GUUUGUGUUCAUCUUUAGCGCGCGUCGGUUGUGAAACUCGUUUUGUUCGUAAAAAACAAAACAUUUGUCAUCGUUGCUGACAACUAAUUUUUGUAGUAUAUUUAACAACAAUAAGAGACCAGCCACAAAAUGAAAUUCGAUCUUACUGUUGAUCAAGGACCAUGCCAAACAGAUUUGCGUACUUGGUGUCUGGGUUACGCAGCCUUCACGCUAUUAUUCUUUGUAUUAGGCUCGAUAUUAAAUCCCUCGACUCUUUCUUUCGUUGGAUUAGCAUUAACUAUCGGUUGCAAUGUUUGCUUAAUCUUGGGUUGUAAGCGGGAAAGCUAUAUCUUGGUUGGAAUUUGGCUUAUAUAUGGCUUUCUCAUGAUCAUCGGAUAUCCGUUAGCCUGGAUCUUUGGUGGCACCUCCGAAGGAUUUAUUGUGGCAACAAUAGUUUUUAUCGUGAUGUUUGCUCUUCAUUUAUACUGCACUCGCAUUGUCUUCUCGUACUUCCUGCUACUGAAGAAUCGUGAGGCGAGACCGCAGAGUGUACCCGUUGUUUAAUUCUCCAAACCAGCGAUAGUACUUCAGGAAUUAUUUAAUUUAAGAGUUAAUCGUGUGCCUGAAUCAUAUAAAUGUCUACAAUCUCUAUGCCUAAAUCAAAUAUCUGUAACAAACAGAUGAUUUUUUAAUAAAAUGCUUUUGUUGAUCGUUAUUUGAUUCUCUAAACCAACGAUAGCAUUUAAGAAAUUAUUUAAUUUAAGCGUUAAUCGUGUAUCUGUUUCAUAUAAAUGUCUUCAAUUUUUUACGUUUCUACACGUCUGAAAAAGUAGAAAAUUUUGAAAUAAAAUGCUUUUGAUGUAUUGAAUUGCAA
Drosophila innubila is the source of this 853-nucleotide messenger RNA. RefSeq lists its product as uncharacterized. Lineage: Eukaryota; Metazoa; Arthropoda; Insecta; Diptera; Drosophilidae. The transcript has 4 exons. The record is from RefSeq and is a predicted model, not a curated record. Bases 130 to 543 code for a protein of 137 amino acids.